Molecule: messenger RNA, 1628 nt
Organism: Nothobranchius furzeri (turquoise killifish)
Lineage: Eukaryota; Metazoa; Chordata; Actinopteri; Cyprinodontiformes; Nothobranchiidae
Gene: ssu72
Product: SSU72 homolog, RNA polymerase II CTD phosphatase
Biological process (GO): termination of RNA polymerase II transcription
Cellular component (GO): nucleus; mRNA cleavage and polyadenylation specificity factor complex
Molecular function (GO): RNA polymerase II CTD heptapeptide repeat phosphatase activity
Source: RefSeq, a predicted model, not a curated record
CAAAUUUUUUAAAUCCAGUACUUCCUGUUUUACUGACUGCCCACACGAAAGCUCCGCCUACUGAUGACAUCAUCCUAGAAAGCCCCCUUCCCGAACCGCUGUUCCGCCAUUUUAACUUCCUGCCUGAGAAGAAGACGAACGUACUUCAGUGUUACAUCUCUAGACGCAAUUUAGGUUAACUUAGACAGGUGUUUAUCUAGUAUUUUACCCGCAGAAAGGCAACUAAUAAAUCCGUGUUAGUUUCUGAAGUGUUUGUGACCGUUUCAGCCGGAGAGUCGCAAUGCCGAGCCACCCGCUGCGUGUAGCGGUUGUGUGCUCGAGCAACCAGAACCGCAGUAUGGAAGCGCACAAUAUCCUCAGCAAGCGUGGAUUUGACGUGCGAUCGUUUGGGACGGGGUCUCACGUGAAGCUACCCGGUCCCUCCCCGGAUAAACCCAAUGUGUACGACUUCAAAACUACUUAUGAACAGAUGUACAACGACUUGGUCCGCAAGGACAAGGAACUUUACACACAGAAUGGCAUCCUGCACAUGCUGGACCGCAACAAACGCAUCAAAACCAAACCAGAGCGCUUUCAGCUAUGCAAAGACAAGUUUGACCUGGUCGUCACCUGUGAAGAGAGGGUCUAUGACCAGGUGUUGGAGGAUUUGAACUCAAGGGAGCAGGAGACGUUGCAGCCCGUGCAUGUAAUCAAUGUAGACAUCCAGGACAACCAUGAAGAAGCCACGUUAGGUGCAUUUCUCAUCUGUGAGCUGUGUCAGUGUAUCCAGCACACCGACGAUAUGGAAAAUGAAAUCGAUGAGCUCGUACAGGAGUUUGAGGAGAAGAGCAACCGGCCCUUUCUUCACACUGUUUGCUUCUACUGAUACACUUUAGAAAUUUGCAAUAAAACACACACUUGGAUCCCAGUCAAACAGAAUAUGUACAGACAGUUACAUGUAUGACAGUGUAAACGCACUGCAUCUGCACACACACACACAGCUCUGCUUCAGGAUCUGUUAGACUUAUAAAGGUUGGUAAUUUCCUCUGUGCAGAGGAUGGACUUGCUGCUCUCCUUAUGCCUUCAUUCCUCCAGACUGAGCUUUGGUAAAGGUUCUGCCCCUGAUCUCAGUCAAAUCAAAUCACUGAACCAUGUCCCCUCAGGAGAGCCAUUACACACACACACACACACACACAGUUUUAGCAGGUUCUCUGCAAGUCCUCUUCAUUCUAAGUGGCAUAAUUGUGCUGAUUACGGAUGGCUUUUCAUCUUAAUCAGUACUGUAAAUUUUUCAAGAUGAGAGGUUUUUAAGUUGGGCCAUACUAGAUGUGUUUACAUGCAGGAGACAUGGUAACUGAAUUGUAUUUUUGUUCACGUUGUGUUAUAGAUGCGUUAUGAUUAAGUUAAGGUGGGCUGAUGAACAACCAAACCAAGACCUUCUCUAGUAUGGACCCGUUAUAAUAUGCUGAUUUCAUAUUUAAGCUCUCAAAUGCAUUGUUUUUUUCCCCCCUCCAGAGCAUAGCUUGUUUUUCCUUUUGUAAAUGUAAAGAAUUUAAGCUUUGUAAUUAUUUUCAAAUGGCAAGUUCAGCUCUGAGUGCCUGAUUUUUCUGUAUGUAUAUAUGAGUCAACUAAAGAAAGUGACAUCUAGA